AUGCCGGACGAGCACAAUGUGCCGUCCACGCGUCACAAGCGACGUGCCGCCGAACCCGCACCACAAUCUAAGCACAAACGUCCCCGUUUUACUUCUGAAACCGACGACGAGAGUGACUCGCGCAGCGAGCCUGAAGGUUCUGUUGGACCUCCCUCAUACCCGAACCGCACCUUCCCUCAACAUAUCCCGAUGAACAAGCAUUUUUCUUUGUUCUACCGCCGGUUCCCUGUUAGUUCGUAUAACUCUGACGGUCCCACAAACGGCCUUUCUGACGCCGUGUUUAACCCGCCAACUGAUCCUCUCAGUUUAUACCAUCCCCGCUUUGUCAAGGGCAAGGGAAGGACUAAAGUGGGCCUGUGUCCUUGCUGCUCCGAAGACCCCACACGGGGCGGUGGAGGGACGAAAGUGUGGCUGUCCCUGAAAUUCUCCGCAUAUAAUUAUCAUAUGCAGUUUAACCAUGGGAUUUCUGCUUCGACUGGGCUCCCGUUCUCACCGCCAAUGGAGUUCCGCAUCGUCGCCCGCGCGGAAGUGGGCAAACAUGAGAAGGCACGGAUGACCCAGGGGCGGUGUCACCGCUGCAAGGAGUGGGUCCCUAUCGAAGGGAUUAAGGACGUGCCUGUGAAGGUGAAGGAGAUUUUCUGGUGGAAGCAUGCGGCGUCGUGCCACCAGGGCUCGAUGAUCUCCGGCGAGCAAGACUUUUACGUCGAGGACGACAUCUACCAGAGCCGACUGGCUGAACGGGACGCCGCCGACGGAGAUGGGGAGAACUCCGAAGAUGCCGACGUCGACGGUGUCCACGAUGCCAACACAGGACACGAUGUCGAUAAUACUAGCAACGACUCCGCUGCGUGA
Sparassis crispa is the source of this 852-nucleotide messenger RNA. RefSeq lists its product as hypothetical. The coding region runs from base 1 to 852 and encodes 283 amino acids. The record is from RefSeq and is a predicted model, not a curated record. Lineage: Eukaryota; Fungi; Basidiomycota; Agaricomycetes; Polyporales; Sparassidaceae. The transcript has 7 exons.